GUUUCCGUUUUAGUGAUUGUCUCUCGCGCGCUUCUCCUCCACUCCAUCCCAGCUACUACCAUCGUAAUGGCCUACUGGGCAAUAGCGACACGCAAAUGCGAAUCACCGCCAAUGCGAAUCACACCCGUACUCAAUCCCAAUCAACGUGAAUUCCUCGAGGAUGAGUUACUCUAUCGCGAAAAAUUGGAAAUACUCGCAGAGCACAACACGAUCAGCACCGAUCUGUUUGUGCGCAAAUUCGAGGACAUCGACGAUCCGAUAUUGCUGGACAAACACGACUCCUUCUAUCACACCACCAAAAGUUUGCUAGUGCUCUUUCAGAUAAUGGGUGUUAUGCCGAUUCACCGCAAUCCGCAGAAGCCGCAAAUGCCACGCACCGGCUAUUCGUGGACCUCCAAACAGGUAUUUUGGGCUAUAUUUGUAUUCUCCGUGCAAACGACCGUGGUUGUUAUGGUUUUGCGCGAGCGUGUGAACACAUUUUUGAAUGACUCAGAUCGGCGCUUCGACGAGGCCAUCUACAAUGUGAUUUUUAUCAGUUUGCUAUUCACGAAUUUUCUAUUGCCGGUGGCGAGUUGGCGCCAUGGUCCCCAGGUGGCGAUCUUCAAGAAUAUGUGGACAAAUUACCAGUUGAAGUUUUUAAAAGUGACCGGCUCGCCAAUAGUUUUUCCUAACUUAUAUCCGCUCACCUGGGCUUUGUGUUUCUUUUCGUGGGGCGUGAGUAUUGCGAUUAAUUUGUCUCAGUACUACUUACAACCCGACUUCAAGCUGUGGUACACCUUUGCUUACUAUCCGAUCAUAGCGAUGUUGAAUGGAUUUUGCAGUUUAUGGUAUAUCAACUGCACCGCUUUUGGCACCGCAAGUCGCGCUCUUUCCGCUUCACUUGAGAUGACUCUGAUGAGCGAUAAACCGGCGAAGAAGCUCACCGAGUACCGACAUCUUUGGGUGGACCUGAGUCACAUGAUGCAACAGCUAGGCCGCGCCUACUCCAACAUGUACGGCAUGUAUUGCUUAGUUGUCUUCUUCACGACUAUCAUUGCCACUUAUGGUUCACUCAGCGAGAUCAUGGACCAUGGCGCCACCUACAAGGAAGUUGGCCUCUUCGUCAUCGUUUUCUACUGCAUGAGUCUGCUCUACAUCAUCUGCAAUGAGGCACAUUAUGCCACGCAAAGUGUGGGCUUGGACUUUCAAACGAAGCUCUUGAAUGUGGAUCUCACAGUGGUGGAUAGCGCCACACAAAAGGAGGUGGAAAUGUUUCUCAUGGCUAUAACGAAGAAUCCGCCAAUUAUGAAUUUGGAUGGUUAUGCGAAUAUUAAUAGAGAGUUGAUAACAUCGAAUGUUUCAUUUAUGGCCACUUAUUUGGUAGUGCUGCUUCAAUUUAAAAUUACCGAGCAACGGAACUACACUUUGAGAGAGGGCUGAGUGGAGUUGUGCUGCAUUGACUUAUUG
This is a messenger RNA of Anastrepha obliqua, 1446 nucleotides long. Its product is annotated as gustatory and odorant receptor 21a-like. Gene Ontology annotation, biological process: sensory perception of taste. The record is from RefSeq and is a predicted model, not a curated record. Lineage: Eukaryota; Metazoa; Arthropoda; Insecta; Diptera; Tephritidae. Bases 67 to 1419 code for a protein of 450 amino acids. The transcript has 4 exons. Gene Ontology annotation, cellular component: membrane; neuronal cell body; axon.